GGAAGCUGAUAAAGCGUUUCCUCUCAGCUGACGCGGUUUGUCCUGAUGAACCGCGCCGGCUGACAUGGACCUGCGCGUCUUCAUUUGUUUGAUUUUUCUGCCAAGUCUGAGACUUUCCCAAGGACAAAUCACAGUGUGCCUUCAAGGCCAGUGGAAGUGUGAUGAUGGAAGCUGCAUUCCUGAUGAGUGGCAAUGUGAUGGACACGGAGACUGUCUGGAUGGAUCUGAUGAAGUGGACUGCGCUGCCCCCAUGGGAUCAUCCAAUUGUCCAACCGGUCUCUUUCCUUGUGUGGGCUCUCUUGGCUGUGUCGAUGCGUCUGCCCGCUGUGAUGGACAAAACCAGUGUCCCACUGGCUCAGAUGAGGAGAACUGUCCACCCCUAGAAGGAUGUCUCGACUCCGACUGGAUGUGUCGCAACAGCAUCUGUGUUCCCAAAGAGCUGCGCUGCGAUGGACGCAAUGACUGUGUGGACAACUCUGAUGAAGAAGACUGUGCUCUGUGUACUGACGAUGGCAUGCGGUGUCCUGAGGGGAAGUGUGUGUCUGCUGUAGAAAGGUGUGAUGGAAAGUUUCAUUGCAUCGAUGGCAGCGAUGAGCCAAUAACCUGCGGUCGGAUCUGCUCUGAGAACAAUGGUGGAUGUAGCCAUGUGUGUACAGAUGAAGCCUGGGGAGCUCUGUGUUCCUGUCCUGAUGGAUACAAGCUCUCUCCUAACGGAGCAGUCUGUGAAGAUUUGGAUGAAUGUGCAUCACCCUUUCCUUCCUGUGUGCAUCACUGCAUUAACACCAUUGGAUCUUACUACUGCCACUGCAGGGAAGGUUUCAAACUGAACAAAAGCUCCACUUGUCUGGCUUCAGGGAAUGUUACGCAGCUGCUGAUGGUGCGGCGCAACACUGUGGGAUUGUGGAAUGUGCAGUCCCAACAGUUUCAAGUGAUUCAGACUUCAGUGUUGGACCCAGUGGCCUUAGCAUUUGACGUUGCCCGAGGGUGGUACUACUGGGCAGACAGCCAUGGCAGAAUAUAUAAAAGUGAUGGACAGAAGAGCUGGAUGGUCUAUAUGGGAGAGCCAGGAAUCAAAGCUCUAGCUUGUGACUGGCUCAAUGGAUACCUCUUCUGGACCAAUCAGAAGACGGAGUCGAUCUACAUGCAGGCUGCUGAUGGGAAAAGUUUCACUACUCUGCUAAGAAAACGCAUCAACCCGUCAGAGCUGGUUCUUCUACCUCUGGAGAGCAAGAUGUUCUGGAUCAAUGCAGGUCCAGGUGACAGGAUGACACUAGAGAAGUCAUGGAUGGACGGGUCAGAAAGAAGCUCCCUGGUCGUGAUCACAGCUCAGUCUGCACACAGCCUCACUGCUGACGUAGCUGCCAGGAGGUUGUACUGGAUCAGCGACUUCAAGAGGUCCAUAGAGACAGUGAAGGUGGAUGGGACCGGCCGUUACUCCAUGACAGGACUGUUCAACAGGAGGCCAGUUCUAGGCCUUGCUGUGUUUGAAAGUUUGUUCUACUGGGUGGAUGACAGAGGACUGUGGCAACUUGCACAGAACCGACCCAGCCAGAAGAAAUUCAUCUUGAAAGCUGAUCUGCCUCUAUUAGCUGUUUACCAUGAGCUACAGCAACCUAAAGGUUCUUCUGCUUGUGUCAAGACUCCAUGCCAGCUCUGUCAGCUGACUAAAGGCAGCCCUGUUGGAUUCACUUGUGCCUGUCCAGAGUCAAAAGUACUGUUGCCUGAUGGAACAUGUGAAUACCCACGGUUCAUAUAUUCCACCAUGACAGCCAUCAACAUGUUGGAGUUCAGAGGCAAAGACACGUUUGAAACCCAGCUGUUCACCACCGACGACGGCAUCCUGUCUUUUGAUCUGGACUGGUACAGAGAGUGGUUGUACUGGGCCAAUCAAACUGGACAUGUCCAACGCUCCAGUCUAACCCAGGUCAAGACUGAGGUGGUCCCAACACCUUUCCCAGUUUGUCUAAUAAAUGUAGACCAGAGGAGUGGAAGGCUUUUUUGGGUGUCAUGUGACCAAAAAACCAUUGGCACCGUCGCAACAGAUCGCUUCCCACAGCAGCUGUAUCGUACCAGCAAGGAGAUUCGAGAGCUGUAUCUGGACUGGUUGAGGGGUGGCGUCUUCUGGCUGGAGGACAGUCAGAUAUUCAGCAUGAGCACGCUAGGAGGCAAAGCUAAUGAGGUGCUGCACAUAGCAGGAGGGGUCAGAGGGAACAUCGCCUUCGACAUCAGGGCCAGUAGCUUUCUCUGGAACUCAAAGAGCGCAGGCCUAACGACUGUGAGUCUAUUACAAGAGAGAAGCCACCAAGCUGGAACAAGAUGGAACAUCUCGGGCUCAGUCGCAGCUGCUUUUGAGCCCUUCCUGUUGUCCAUUUCUGGUGACGUAAUGACUCUGUGGGAUCGACGUGAUGGGAGCCUCAUCCGAGAAGUGACGGUGACGGGUCAAGUGUUCAGUGUCAUUGCUGCACUCGGGGACAUUCAAACAGUAGUGCCUAGUGCUCCUGUCUGCAAUGAACCGUCUGUGUUGUGCCGGCACUCAUCAGUCUGCCUCACACAAGCCCAGCUGUGUGAUGGGAAAAUGGAUUGUCCCGACGGAGAUGAUGAGGAGUCUUGUGUUGUGACCUGUCCAUCAAAAGAUUUCAAGUGCAAAGAUAACAGAAGUUGUAUCGCCAGAGAUCUUGUAUGCGACGGUCGCUCUCAUUGUCACGAUGCCUCGGAUGAGGUCGACUGUCCGACCGUAGCGUCUCCUACAACUCGGGCAAAAGUCUUGAAAUGUCGCAAGGGCUCCAGACCGUGCAAAGAUGGCACAGUGUGCGUUUUAUACAGUCACGUAUGUGAUGGAGAGAAGGACUGCAAGGAUGGGUCAGAUGAAGUGGGAUGUGAUGUCCCACAACAGACCAAGACCACAAUAAAACCAACCACUGACCCAUCAAGUGUGACGCCACCAGCCACAACAGCUCCUGCUCGGACUCUGCUGACCUGCAGCAGCCCUUCUGUCCUCUGUCUUUCUUCUAUUCCUCUCUGCAUUUCUCCGAGCCAGUUUUGCGACGGCGUUAAAGACUGUCCUGAUGGCUUUGACGAAAAGAACUGUGUGAAAAGGUGUCCCUCGAAAACGGAUUUUCUCUGCAAAAACCGUCGGAGCUGCAUCUCCAAGAGCCUAGUUUGCGAUGGUCGAUCUCACUGUCACGAUGGCUCGGAUGAGGUUGAUUGUCCGACUGUAGCUCCGCCUACUCUGCAAACAAAUACCCUGAAAUGCCGCUUCGGGUCUAGACUGUGUCGAGACAGGACAGAAUGUGUCCUCUUGAGUCACGUCUGUGAUGGAGAGCGAGAUUGUCGGGACGGAUCAGAUGAAGCGGGAUGCAAUGUUUCAGCCACUCCUGGUUCUACGGUCGUUCUCACAGAAAACUUGGAUGAAUCUGCUGUUCCCAUCAAGCCAUUAACUCAGUCCACCACCAAGCCGCCUUGCACCAGCCCUUCAGUUCUGUGCCCGAAAUCCUCUUUAUGCAUCAACUCAACACAGCUGUGUGAUGGAAAGAAAGACUGUCCUGAUGGAUCUGAUGAAAAGUGUGUGAAAAGAUGCCCCCAUCCAAUGGACUUCCGCUGCAAAGACCGCCGGAGCUGCGUCUCGAAGAUCUUGGUGUGCGACGGCCGCUCUCAUUGCCACGAUGGCUCAGACGAGGUCGACUGUCCGAGCGUGAGUCUCCCCGCGGCUCGGACGAACGCCUUGAAGUGUCGCAUGGGUUCAAGCAUCUGCCGAGAUGGGACGCAGUGUGUCCUGUUCAGUCACGUCUGUGAUGGAGAGAGAGACUGCAAAGACGGAUCAGAUGAAGAGGACUGCAAUGCUACAGAGAUUAACACUGCUACACAAACACCCUACUCAACUGAACUGCCGUCACCUGCCGAGGCUUUCACUGAGCCGUCCUGUGUCAGCCCUUCAGCUCCGUGUCCAGGCACAUCUUUAUGCAUUAAUGCGACACAGCUGUGUGACGGGAAACAAGACUGUCCUGAUGGCUCUGAUGAGAACUGCGUGAAAAACUGUCCAUACAAGACCGACUUCCUCUGCAAAGACCAUAGGAGCUGCAUCUCCAAGAGCCUGGUUUGUGACGGACGCUCUCAUUGCCGCGAUGGUUCAGACGAGUUCAACUGCCCGAGCGUAACUACCCCUGCAUCUCGGGGCAAUGUGUUGAAGUGCCGUGUGGGCACAAGGCCGUGUAACGACGGCACAGAGUGUGUUUUGUACAGCCACGUGUGUGACGGAGAGAACGACUGCAGGGAUGGUUCUGAUGAACUGGGAUGCCAACAAACCUGUCAACAAGGUGAGUUUCAGUGCUCCCAUGGAAAAAUGUGCAUCCCGGAGGCUCAGGUGUGCGAUGGGAGGUCACAGUGCAGGGACCAGUCGGAUGAACUGGACUGCCAGGAACGGCCCAAGAGCUGUGAGCAUCAGUGUGCUGACGGAAAGCGCUGCAUCCCAAACAAAUUUCUGUGUGACGGGGAGAGAGACUGCCUGGAUGGCACUGAUGAAAUGGGCUGCGAACCCGUCACUGACGCAACAACGCAGACUCCUGUUCUCACUUCCAUGUCAGCUUGCAUCACUCCUUCAGUCCUCUGCCCAGGUUCAUCACUGUGCAUCUCUCAAAGUCAGCUUUGCGAUGGGCAAAGAGACUGCCCUGAUGGAUUUGAUGAAAACAGCUGUGUGGUGCAAUGUGAAAACCCGAAUGACUUUUUGUGCGGAGACCGGAGGAAGUGCAUCCCCAAGAUGCAGGUGUGUGACGGUCGCACCCAUUGUCCCGAUGGCUCAGACGAGAACCAGUGUCAAUCAGCAGAUUCUACUACUGUCUCUUCCACAAAUGUGCCGAACGCCAGAUCAACCCCUUUAAAGUGCCGCAAAGGUUUUAAGCCAUGUAAAGAUGGCCUGGAGUGUGUCAUGUACAGCCAUGUGUGCGACGGAGAAAAGGACUGCCCGGAUGGUUCGGACGAAGACGAAUGUGCCGCUGAAUGCAAAGCAGAUGAGUUUCGGUGUUCUCACGGGAAUAGAUGCAUCGCACAGCAGGAUGUGUGCAACGGGCAGUACGACUGUCAGGAUCGUUCUGAUGAAAUGGGCUGUUCGAGUCUGAGCGAGGGCUGCCAUCACCGCUGCGACAACAACAGUCGCUGCAUACCAGGAACUUUCCUGUGCGAUGGAGAGAGAGACUGCGCUGAUGGGUCAGACGAAGAGAAGUGCGGUUUAGUGGCCUGUUCGAUUAACCAGUAUCGCUGCGCCAGUGGCCAGUGCGUCUAUGAGGCUUUGAGGUGUGAUGGAUAUGCUGACUGCGGCGACCGGUCCGACGAGGUGGACUGCUCGAGACCCCCACGCUGCCCGACGCAUCUGCAGUGCCCACACAGCCACGAAUGUCUGCAGAAAAAGUGGCUCUGUGACGGCGAGGUCGACUGCAAAGACGGCUCGGAUGAGAAGAACUGUAAUACUCCACCAGCAAAGUGCAGAGUAUAUCAGUGGCAGUGUGGAGACAGCAAUCAGUGCAUUCCUCUGUCCUGGAAGUGUGACGGCAAGAAGGACUGUUACAAUGGUGUGGACGAGGACAAGUGCAGCCAGAGAAAAUGUCCCUCCCACCUCUAUCAGUGCGGCAGUGGAGAGUGUCUGGACCCCAGUCUGGUGUGUAACGGCUUCACCAACUGUGUUGAUAGCUCAGAUGAAGGGGUGGGAUGUGCUCAACGCAACUGCUCCAGUCAGUCAGCGCCUCGAUGCGACCACCAGUGUGUCAGCACGCCUAAUGGACCGAGGUGCUUCUGCGAUGCAGGUUUUAGGCGACAAUCCAGGACUGUGUCCUGUGUGGACAUUGAUGAGUGCAAUACUUCGCCGCAUCCUGUCUGCAAACACGCUUGCCUGAACACCCGCGGAUCCUACAGUUGUUACUGCCACCCUGGCUUCUACUUGGAGCCGGACGGCAAAAGUUGCAAGACAAAAGAUGAGCCUUUGCUUCUGGCCUCGGUACAGUCAGAGCUGUUACUCUUGGGGGUUCGUAGUGGCACCCUGCGUCUCCUCUCCUCUGCCAGUCGGCCAGUCUUCUCAUUGGAUUAUCACUGGGCUCAACAGAGAGUUUACUGGCUGAGCCCUGACUACCAAAGCAUCCGCUGGGCCGACAUGAAAGGUUCAGACAACAAAGGGACACUGAUCAAAGGCGUGAAGUCGGAUUUCAUCGCAGUGGACUGGCUUGGUAAGAAUUUGUACUGGGUGGAUGGGUUGGUCGGCCAGAUUCUGGCAGUGAAGCUCAGCAAUGCCACAGUGAGAUCUCAGGACUACACCGUGGUCCUGGGUGAAGAUCUGGAGCAGCCAAGUUCAUUGGUUUUACUGCCACAGAAAGGGCUGAUGCUGUGGUCCGAGAUCGGCAGCACCCCUCAGAUCGAGCGGUCGGGGAUGGACGGUUCAAAGAGGAAGGUGGUGGUGAGCCGUGACUUGAGCUGGCCGGUCAGUUUGGCCUAUGACCUGCUGGAUAACAGGGUGUACUGGGCCGAUGAGAAGUUACGCUGCAUUGGCUCAUCUUCUCUGAAUGGAGACAACAUUAAGAUCCUCCAGCUAGCCGAGUCUCCAAGUCCUUUCUCAGUGGCAGUUUUCAAUGAUCGUGUUUUCUGGUCCGACACCAAAAGAAGAACCGUCCGUUCAGCCGACAAGAACACUGGGAAAGAUCAAAAGGUUCUCCUGAAGAGGCCAGGGCAGCCAUUUGGCCUGAAAGUUAUGCAUGCCCUGUCCCAGCCAUCCAUAUCCAGCCCCUGUGAUAAUCUACGUUGCUCCCAUAUCUGUUUGCUGGCCCCAGCAGUCAGAGGAAAAUCAGGAGUAGCAGGGACUCCAGCAGUUUGUCGCUGUCCUAAGGGGCUGCUAUUGUCCCAGGACAAGAUGACCUGCUCUCUGCCUCGGGAAUCAUCUUACAUGCUUCUCUUGUCUCGGAAUACAGUCUAUCAAAUUUACUUGCGCUCUAUGCAUCGUGAUGGCGUUGCCCUAAAAAAGAUGCCAGACAGUCGUGUUUUGGCCCUUCCUGGAGUAAACGAGGCCUCUGUGUUUGACGUUUGCCUCAAGGAUCAUUCUCUGUAUGUGGCUUAUUCAGGGCUGGGGUCUGUGGAUGUGCUGAGACUGGGCGGCUCUAGGUCCAGACAGGGACUCACACCUGCUGGACAAAUCCUAAAGCUGAAGGAUGGCACAGUCACGGCUCUGGCGGUUGACUGGGUGACCUCCAACCUCUACUGGAGCAGCAGUGAGAAGCCCGAAAUCCACGUGACCUCCCGCUACGAUGGCUACACCACCUCACUGCUGCAAGGAUCAAUAACGGGCAUCACAUCCAUCGCACUGCACCCAUCCUCGGGUCGACUUUGCUAUGCAGCAAUAGUCGUGGUGGGUCGGGAGAGUCAGGCGGAGGUGGAUUGUGCCUGGAUGGACGGCCGUAACAAAGCCGUGCUGUGGAGGAAGGCGAGCAUCCCCUCCUCCCUGGUCUUCUACCAUAAGGGAACCACGAUCUACUGGGCUGACACUGGUGAAGGAGUAAUCGGCUCCAUCAGAGUGGAUGGAUCAGGAUAUAAAGAGUACAAAACGGGUCCAGGUCUGCUUAUCUCCUUCACACAUACUGCAAACAUCCUCUUCUGGGUCACCUUGGACAAAGACGUCACCAAGCUGUGGUUCAGUGAUGGCCUCCAGCCUAAACAGCUGUGGUUCGAGACGAAGACCGACGUGGGAGAAAUCAGAGCCUACAGCAACGACAGCCAGUCUGGUACCAACAGCUGCUCCAAGAACAACGGCGGAUGUGCCCAUCUGUGCCUGCCCUAUCCCGAGGGUCGGACGUGCACGUGUGGACGGGGUUUCUACGGCACCGACGCCACUUCCUGCGCCCCGCUCCCGUCCUGUCCCGCCGGAGAAGAGUCCUGCUUUGACGGCAGCGAGUGCAUCGGCAGCGGCAAGUUCUGUGACGGACACGUGGACUGUCCGGACCAGUCGGAUGAACAGUACUGUCCAGUCUCAAACUUUAUUAGUAUCAAGGGCAGCGAUGACGGUACACCCCAGUCUCCCCCAUCCUCCUCCUCCUCCUCCUCUCCCUCCAACAGCCAGAAGAACUCUGUUCUUCCAGUUAAAGACUCUUCAUCCUGUGAUGUCCAACACUGCAACGGUCACGGCCACUGUGUCACAGAGGGAAAAGUGACCCGCUGCCAGUGUCUGCCUGGUUACCAGGGAGAGUUCUGUGAGGGAGGACAUAGCCACGUGGGUGUGAUCUUGGGUGUCUUCUUCCUCGUUGCUGGACUGACGGCCGCUGCCUUUAUUUUCACUAAGAGGAGCGAGUGGGCAUCCUUCAGAGGCAGAUCUGGGGAGAAGGAAACGCUGAUGGCCAACAUGGGCCUGCCUUUUGAAAGCUAUGAUGCAGACUCUGAGGAGUUGGAGUCCCCAGUAGAUGUGAAGAACCCCACGCUCACGUAAAGUCACUGCAGAAUCAAACACACUAAUCUGUAUUUACUCACAGGCACAUCGCCUUCCAUAAGCACCUGGUGGCUGAUGUUGUACAUUGUUACACUAGAUUUGUGGCGCUGGCUUUAGCGUGAGGAUGCAUUUCACUGGCCAUAAAUUUCAACAUGCUGAUGUGGACUUUCUGUAAAGUAAUAAAAAUGAUAUACAAUGAACC
This is a messenger RNA of Mugil cephalus (flathead mullet), 8651 nucleotides long. Its product is annotated as low-density lipoprotein receptor-related protein 2-like. Lineage: Eukaryota; Metazoa; Chordata; Actinopteri; Mugiliformes; Mugilidae. Gene Ontology annotation, molecular function: protein binding; calcium ion binding. The record is from RefSeq and is a predicted model, not a curated record. The transcript has 45 exons. Bases 65 to 8449 code for a protein of 2794 amino acids.